This is a messenger RNA of Exaiptasia diaphana, 1453 nucleotides long. Its product is annotated as galanin receptor type 1-like. The record is from RefSeq and is a predicted model, not a curated record. The transcript has a single exon. Lineage: Eukaryota; Metazoa; Cnidaria; Anthozoa; Actiniaria; Aiptasiidae. The coding region runs from base 285 to 1289 and encodes 334 amino acids. Gene Ontology annotation, biological process: G protein-coupled receptor signaling pathway. Gene Ontology annotation, molecular function: G protein-coupled receptor activity. Gene Ontology annotation, cellular component: membrane.
UGACAUCUAGUUAACGCCUCGCCAUUUUCAGCCACUGCUUUUUAUUGACUUGUACAUAAAUAUGCAAUAUUUUGGUGAGGUUUCGAAUUAGGUCAUAGCGAACCGAAAGAGCAAAUAUUGAAGAGAAAUAUACUGGACGACGUAUACUGAAUACAUCAAUCACAAAGAACUAAAAGAAAACCCCGGAAAGAGUUCACGGUCACUGACAAGCUACUCAGGGUAUAAUUGUUUAUAAUGAUAAAGACGUCAGGAGACAGCAAAAAGGACCUAUUUCAAGACUAAGAAUGGACCAAGGAAACCUCAAUAAUCUCACAAAUACAAGUUCAGUUGCCAGUGACAAUAAUGGCGCCAUUAUAAGUGUCAUUUAUUCUGUCUUGUACUCUAUCAUUGUCAUUAUUGGUAUUAUUGGUAAUGUUCUCGUUAUCAGUGUUGUUAAGCGAAAGCCUUCGAUGAGAACCACAACCAACCUUCUCCUUGCGAAUCUCAGCUUUGCGGAUCUUCUAACUAUAAUCUGGAGCAUCCCGGUGGAGAUAAUUGAGCGAUACGGCUUACCCAAAACCAGUUUUGGUUGGUUUUUGUGCAGAUUUCUAUCAAUUGGAGGUCUGAUCGUGAUAACUUUGAUAGUCAGUAUACUAUUAAUGACAGUAGUUGCCGUGGAAAGAUAUAAUGCCAUGGUUUUGCCAUUUCACCGCAAAAGACGUCUAAAGAAAAAGAAAAUAAUCUAUGUUGCUAUUCCCACAUGGCUGGCAGCGCUGCUGUGCUCAUUGCCUGUUUUUAUUUACACGGAACACGAUACAACAACAGAGUCGUGCACUCUGGACUGGAAUGAGAAUCAAGCAAUCGGAUACUACAUCUUUCUUUUCGUAUUUUUAUUUAUCCUUCCAUUAUUUAUUAUCUAUUAUUGCUAUUUUAGCAUAGUUGUUGAGUUAAAUCGACGGCAGAGACGAAAUGAAUCCAACCAAAAUCAUCAAGCUGACUUUUCAGCAAAGCGUAGAGUCAUUUGCACACUUGUUUGCGUCUCUGUGAUUUUCACAAUUUCGUUUGGUAUAUUUGCAUUUGAAAAAAUGUUCUACGAACUUGGAUUAGUUCCAAUUAACAAUGCUUUCUCUCAGCUUUCRUUCUUGUUUGUUUAUCUUCCAUCAGCUUCGAACCCUAUCAUUUACGUUUUUCAGAGUUCGAAUUAUAGAAAUGCCUUCAAGGAAAUGGCGUCAGAAUUACACAUGUCAAGACAUUCACUACAUGUAAAACCGCAUCGUUCAUCUUCGAAACAUCAUGAAACUAUAAUGUAAAAUGACUACUCAUAAAUAGAAAUAAAACCACUUCUGUAAACAAUGUGUUUGCUAAGCUGUGUUUUUCACUUGUGGUACGAGAUGAUGUUUUUUUAGCAGGUGCAUUAGACAGGAUAUCACUUGCGUGACUUGUCACGUAUCUAUGUGGAAUUGCCAUUAUGUGA